Molecule: messenger RNA, 894 nt
Organism: Chinchilla lanigera (long-tailed chinchilla)
Lineage: Eukaryota; Metazoa; Chordata; Mammalia; Rodentia; Chinchillidae
Product: vomeronasal type-1 receptor 2-like
Exons: 1
Coding region: 1-894 (297 amino acids)
Biological process (GO): G protein-coupled receptor signaling pathway
Cellular component (GO): membrane
Molecular function (GO): pheromone receptor activity
Source: RefSeq, a predicted model, not a curated record
AUGACCUCCGUGGAUUUUACAAUUGGAAUAAUUCUCCUUUUCCAGAUAAUCUUUGGAAUCCUGGGAAAUUUCGCACUCUUAUACCAUUAUAUUUUCCUUUACUUCAAUACUUAUAAGGCAAGGUCCAUAGAUUUGAUUCUCAGGCACCUGACAGUGGCCAACUCCUUGUUCAUUAUCUUCAGAGGAAUCCCAGAGACCAUGGCAGCUUUUGGGUUGAAACACUUUCUCAGUAGUGUUGGGUGCAAAAUCAUUUUCUACGUUCACAGGGUGGCUAGAGGUGUGUCUCUCAGCACCACCUGCCUGCUGAGUGUCUUCCAGGCCAUCACCAUCAGCCCCAGGAGCUCCAGGUGGGCAGAGCUGAAAAGGAAGGCCCUAAAGUGCAUUGGUCCCCUUAAUGUCUUCUGCUGGGUCCUGCACAUGUUCCUAAAUAUCAGAAUUCUCAUGCUUAUGACCGCCCAAAGGAAAAAGGAAAACAUGACAAAAGCUAUGGAUUUUCAGUACUGCUCAGCUAGGCCUCAUGACAAUGACCCAGGAUCAGUGUUUGCAGUAUUAGUAUUCUCCAAUGACAUUUUGUGUUUGGAGCUCAUGAUCUGGGCCAGUGGUUCCAUGGUUUUCAUUCUGUACAAGCACAAGCAGUGGGUACAUCACAUCCACAAGCAUAAUAUCUCAUCAAGAGCUUCCCCAGAGACCAGAGCCUGUCGAAGUAUUCUUACUCUGGUGAGUGCCUUUGUGUCCUUCUAUAGCCUGUCUUGCAUUAUUCAUAUUUUAUUUUCUCUUUAUGAUAAUACUACCUGGUGGCUCAUCAAGACUUCUGCCUUAAUAAAUUCUUGUUUCCCCACUGCCAGCCCCUUUAUUCUAAUAAGUCGUGAACACUGUGUAACCAGGCUCAUCUGA